Messenger RNA from Neomonachus schauinslandi (Hawaiian monk seal), 254 nucleotides. Its product is annotated as protein S100-A6-like. Gene Ontology annotation, cellular component: nucleus; cytoplasm; perinuclear region of cytoplasm. The transcript has 2 exons. Gene Ontology annotation, molecular function: S100 protein binding. The record is from RefSeq and is a predicted model, not a curated record. NCBI's taxonomy places the organism in Eukaryota, Metazoa, Chordata, Mammalia, Carnivora, Phocidae. The coding region runs from base 15 to 254 and encodes 79 amino acids.
CCCAGUGCCCAGCCAUGGCGUGCCCCCUGGAUCAGGCCAUUGGCCUCCUCGUGGCCAUCUUCCAUAAAUACUCGGGCAGGGAAGAUGACAAGAACACUCUGAGCAAGAAGGAGCUGAAGGAGCUGAUCCAGAAAGAGCUCACCAUUGGUGCGAAGCUGCAGGAUGCUGACAUUGCAAAGCUGAUGGACGACCUGGACCGGAACAAGGACCAGGUGGUGAACUUCCAGGAAUAUUUGAAAGAUUUGUAUGUUUAA